AAAUAAACAAUACCGGUUUUGAAUGUGGGAUAUUUUAAAUACUAGGAUUACUAGCAACAGCUUCCUUCCGGCCAGCAUUGCGCGCGCGCUCCGUCAGUCAGCGUCCGACUGUCGGAGCGAACGUACGUGCCCGCUCCGUCCGCGAGUGCCCGCCGCGCGACCGUGCAUGUGCUCUAGUGAUCACCAGUGCCCUGAAGUGGAGACUCGCAGCAGCACCGCUGGGCCGAUCGGCCCCGGCGGUAUGGAAUCACCUCAGAUGUACGACGCAGCAGCGGCCCCGCCUCCGCCGCCGCAGCCCGACCUGAAAAAGGCGGCCGAAGACAAACGCACCCCUUUCCCGCCCCCGGACUUGGACGAGCUCAAUGGACAGGAGAUCAGCUUGGACCUGCAGCACCUCAUCGAGGACCAGUUCCGGGGGGAGGACUCCAUGGCCCUGUUCCAGGAGAUCCUGCCCGGAGCCCGGUCCCCCCAGCACAGGCCGUUCGCGCGGACGACCCUCGCGUACAUGCCCCAGCCGGUGCACUCGGGGGCCUCCUACGUCGCGCCCGUGCAGGCAAAUUCACACGAGCAGGCCCCGCCGAUAAAGGAGGAGCCGCCGGAACCGCACGACUUCCGGAGAUCCGUGACGUGUGCGCAGUACACCGGCCAGUACAACGUGCAGCCCCCGGUGGGCGUCAGCGGGCCGUACGGGGGAGGAUUCACCCCACUGCCGCCCCUGGGUGCCCCCCUGCUCCCGCCCCUGCUGAAACACAAGCCGGUGCCGCCGCCGAGGCGGUCCUCCUCCGGCAAAGCUAUAGACAAGGGGACCGACGAGUACAGAAGGCGGCGGGAGCGGAACAAUAUAGCCGUGCGAAAAUCGCGCGAAAAAGCUAAGGUCCGCUCCCGGGAAGUGGAGGAAAAAGUAAAAACGCUCCUCAGAGAGAAGGAGGCGCUGCUGAAGAGGCUGGAGGCGGUGACGGGGGAACUGAGUCUUCACAAGCAGAUGUACGUCCAUCUGAUCAAUUUAAAUCACCCGGAGAUCACGGAGCUCUGUCGAUCGAUGCUACAACUAGGAGCUCCUCACGGGCAGGACCAUACGCUUUGACCGUAGAUGGAGCUCGAAGGGUCCUCGCAAAGACUCCGUGUGAUACGUGAAUUAGACUUAAAGUGACGCCUCUUCAACGUUAUAAUAGUUAGCUAAAUAAUACUCUGUUGUAACCUACUUUGUCAAAGAUAAAAUUCAUACUUUUUUACAUUUGUGAUGUCUUUAACGCUACUCAGACAAUAAAAUACUAUUCUCUGGCCUGUAUGUGAUCUCAGUUGUAGUGGCCAAAAUAGAAUCGAUUUCUAACACUUGCGCAAAAUGGAAAUCCAUAUUUUUAUACAUCUAAAUAUAAAUUUGUACAUUUUUAGGUAGUAGUAAGUGAGUAAAAUGUCUUCUGUUACAUAUUUUGAGUUUGUGUUACUUGCUUCUAAAAUUUUAUUUGUGAUGUUUUGGGUUGUUACUUUUUUGUUAUGUUUUAUGGAGAUUUUAAAAAGCUGUUAAAGCUCUAGCUCAAUUUAACACUGCCAAUAAAAUAAGAUUUUUCGUUUUCAUCCAUCAAAUCGCUAGGGCUGUCACUUGGUUCAAAACCGUUUCAUACAAAUUGUACAGCAUCGCUUUGUAACAUUAUCAUACGGUAUUUAAUUUCGACUUAGUAUCAUUUUUAUUAAUUUGUAAAAUAUAGGUUUAGCGUUUAUUGUAUAGUAAUUAUUGUGUAAAUUGGUUGUAUAUAAUUUUUGAUCAUUUAUUGAUAUGUCUCUUAUUUUCGUGUAUGCUACUUUGAAAGUUAAUUUUGAAAUUAAAGAGGCGAGAUAUUUGCUCAUGUAAUAAUUUUUUUGAUUAUCAUCUUUCAGCCUCUUUAAAUUCAAAGUUCGUCACUAUUAAUAUCUUCGAGUCUUACGUUAAGAGAUAUAAAAGAUCUAGCUUUAGCUAUUGGUCUGCAGUGAUAAUAUUUGAUUACGAUUAAGAUACUUUUAUAUCUCUUACUUCUCAAUUUAAUGUAAUUGUAAAUAUUUGGAUUGUUAGUUCGUAUACAAGACUAAUGGAUUAUCAGCUAUGGGAUAUUAAGAGUAAUAAUUAUUUUGUUGAGUUCUAAGAAUGUUUAUUCCUAAAAAAGUACCUUUUUUCGUUAGUUGCAUUCACGAUGUCGUAGUUUUAAGCGAUGGAUGAUAAAAACACGAUCUUGCGUAUGGGCACUGCUAGAUGGAAGUACAAGGAGGUAAUUUAUAUUAAAAGUAAAAUAUUAUUUUAUACUACUUACUUACUAGGAACGAGAACAGAUUCAAGGCUGCUAGAAUGAAUAUUUUUAUAAUGUUUUUAUAAUAAGCGAAAACUAGAAGCGACAACCCUAGGUGAUAUAUUUCAGUCGUAGUCUUAGGGUUGUCGACAAUAUAACGGGUCUCGAAACAUAUAGUUACCAUAUGGAUCCUACGAAAUAAUUAUAAUAGACCUACUUUUAAAAUAUAUAUUACAUAAAUAAUGAUAAUAACAAUCGCUUUGUGGCGUUGAUAAUAUUAUAUAGUUUAUUGUAAACGUUUUUACUCCGUCCCAAUAUUAUGAUGUAUAAUAUUCUAUAUACAUAACUACAGUUGUUAUAUUUCAUUACUUAAAUAUACAUUAAGUCUAUUGAUCGUGUUUUUAUAUUACUGUAAAUUCUAGUUGUUGUAAGAACUGAUAUCGCGGAAAAUAUUUUAACAGUGGCCAACCGAAACAAAGUUUCAGUAAUUCCUAGAUACUUUUUUCUUUAGUGUUGUGCAUAGCAAUUGUUUUUUUUUUUGUAUAAUUAUUAAUUUUACGUCAUCAAACAUUCAUUAUUUAAUGUUACCCAUUAUUUAAAUCACUAUUUAUCACCAUCAUUUUUCAUAUUUAUUUAUUCAUCUUUAUUUCAAUUAAAUACAUGUUUUUAAAAGUUGCUGAUAGAAGUGAUAUUUGUAAAUGUUUGCAAGCAUGUCUUAAUUCAUAAUUUUUUACGAUUAAUUUAUAUGAAAUAAAAUUUUUGUUGUAAAUCUAACAAGCGAGAUCAAUAAAAAGUACUAAAUGGAACAAAUUGGGUCAGGAGUGUAUCAAACGGAAGUGCUCACAUUUUAUGUUCCCAAACAUUACAGCUACGUGCACCGAAACGCGUAACGCAUUCAGUCAUUGUUGUGGGCUUUAUCCGAAUUUGUUGAAAAAAAGUAAAAAAUGUUAGGUAUCUUGAAUCCAUUAAUCGUAAUUAUAUUAGUAAGCGCUUCUUCUGAACGUUGGAAUUAGUUUAAAAAAGUUUUUAGUUACACCUGCAUGCACAACACUUAUCAUUGUUAUUUUUCUUGUCUUCGAAUGGUGCUAUUCUUUCGAUGUUUCUUUUCAGAACCAAAGACUUUGUUGCCCUUUUUAUGUUUUAUAUAUUUAUCGUGUUUAUGUUCUUUAUCCUUUUUCUGAAAAAGGCGGCCUGGUAUUUGACAAUAACGUUAGUUUUUUACCGCGUUAUAUCAAUGUUGUAGGUGCAAUUAAUAUAAUAAAUACCUAUUUAAUAUA
Messenger RNA from Aricia agestis (brown argus), 3535 nucleotides. RefSeq names its product CCAAT/enhancer-binding protein (gene C/EBP). Bases 23 to 1084 code for a protein of 353 amino acids. The transcript has 3 exons. Gene Ontology annotation, molecular function: DNA-binding transcription factor activity, RNA polymerase II-specific; RNA polymerase II cis-regulatory region sequence-specific DNA binding. Lineage: Eukaryota; Metazoa; Arthropoda; Insecta; Lepidoptera; Lycaenidae. The record is from RefSeq and is a predicted model, not a curated record. Gene Ontology annotation, biological process: DNA-templated transcription; regulation of transcription by RNA polymerase II.